Molecule: messenger RNA, 292 nt
Organism: Entrophospora candida
Lineage: Eukaryota; Fungi; Glomeromycota; Glomeromycetes; Entrophosporales; Entrophosporaceae
Source: the annotation of a GenBank genome assembly
AUGGCAACCUUUGAAAAAAUAACUAGUGAUCAUGAAGAGAUGAUCAGGAUGUUAAAGGAUGCUAACAAGAGACUUGAAUGGGAAAUAGCUAACUCUUCAGAAAUUAGUCCUGAAACAAAAGAAAAGUUCACCAACAUAAACUUAUUUGCAAUUCAACCAAUUGUGUUGAUACCAUAUUCACCAAAAAAUGAUAAAAGUGUAGAUGAUUUUAUUAUAACCUUACUAAUAUUUAGGAAAGCUGUUGAUGAUUCUGCUAGAGUAAUUUCUGAUAUUGAUAAAGAAAUACGAAGCC